Sus scrofa (pig) is the source of this 1041-nucleotide messenger RNA. NCBI's taxonomy places the organism in Eukaryota, Metazoa, Chordata, Mammalia, Artiodactyla, Suidae. The record is from RefSeq and is a predicted model, not a curated record.
AACUGUAAACAGGGUGGCCGUUCAAUCCCCCUUCCUUAUGGUGACUGCUGUGCCGAACUGGCCUCCGUGUCCAAUCCUCUGGCACUGGGCAGUGCCCGGGAGGCCAGCUGGCAUUCAGGGUUUGCUUAAAUGAUCUCAUGGAUAAUAUGGAGGGGGCUGGCACCAGGACUGUCCUUAGCUGUGCCUCGGGGUGUGCAUGGGGUCAGUGACCCCAAGACUGACCUAUCUUGGUUCUGAAUCCAGACAGAAUCAAUCCUCAACUGGGAUCAGGUGUUCUGCCCUCCCUGUCCUGAGAGCCCAAGGUGAGGUGUCUGGACGCGCCCUCAUCGACAUUGGUUCAGGCCCCACCAUAUACCAGCUGCUCAGCGCCUGCGCCCACUUUGAAGACAUCACCAUGACUGAUUUCUUGGAGGUGAACCGCCAGGAGCUGGGACUCUGGCUGCGAGAAGAGCCCGGGGCCUUCGAUUGGAGUGUCUACAGCCAGCACGUCUGCCUCAUCGAGGGCAAGGGUGAAUCCUGCCAGGAGAAGGAGCGCCAGCUGCGAGCCAGGGUGAAGCGGAUCCUGCCCAUCGACGUGCACCAGCCCCAGCCCCUGGGCACCGGGAGCUUGGCGCCCCUGCCUGCCGAUGCCCUGGUCUCUGCCUUCUGCCUGGAGGCUGUGAGUCCAGACCUGGCCAGCUUCCAGCGGGCCCUGGACCACAUCACCACACUGCUGAGGUCUGGAGGGCACCUGCUCCUCAUCGGGGCCUUGGAGGAGUCGUGGUACCUGGCUGGGGAGGCCAGGCUGGCAGUGGUGCCUGUGUGUGAGGAGGAGGUGAGGGAGGCUCUGGCACGUAGCGGCUACGAGGUGCGGGACUUGCGCACCUAUGUCAUGCCGGCCCACCUUCGGACAGGCGUGGACGAUGUCAAGGGCAUCUUCUUUGCCUGGGCCCAGAAGAAGGUGGGGGUGUGAGGCCCCAGCACACCCAGUGCCGGCAUCCCUCACCCACGCCGAGUCCCUGUUAUCUGAGGUGACGUCUAAUAAAGAAAUAAGUCCCUGCA